Molecule: messenger RNA, 1191 nt
Organism: Penicillium taxi
Lineage: Eukaryota; Fungi; Ascomycota; Eurotiomycetes; Eurotiales; Aspergillaceae
Exons: 1
Coding region: 1-1191 (396 amino acids)
Source: RefSeq, a predicted model, not a curated record
AUGGUAAGACCUAAAAGAUCCGCUAAAGUACCGACGAAGGCUCCAGCAAAGGUACCAACCAAGGUAAAGAAAGCCAAAGCUUCAGCUAAAGUACCAGCCAAAGAGCCGGUUAAGGUGCAGGAAGCCAAAGUUCCGGCAAAAGCACAGGAAGCCGAAGUGUCAGCUCUGGACAAACAAGCCCAGCCACCUCCAGGUCUAGUUCCAGACAGUGAGGCUUCAAUCAAUCCACCGAGGCUCAAGCUGGUGCACAGAGGUCUCGAAAUCCUUCCCCAAACAGCGGCAGUGUUAAGAAGCCCCUCUUCUAAGCCAACCUAUGUCGAGUUUCCCCGUCCAAGAAUUCUAGCAAAGAUUAAACGGGAAGAAUGGCCAACUAUCACGUUUGGAAGAGACGCACCGACGCCGCGGUGGACGGUUGUCCCAUACGUGCCACUACCAGAAGAGAUGAUAAAUCUUUCUGAGGACCUAAUUGUGAUGUAUGAUGGGACUACACAGAUCCCAGAGGUACAUGCUGGUGACAAGGUUCUGAGGUAUGACGGGAGCAUAGGGCUAGGUGGUCUGGAAUGGAAAUUUGAGCCAGGGCCGGAAUCUGGGUGGAAGAAUCUGAAUCAGGCUGAACUCGAUGAAUUUGCGUACCGGUCUUUGCGCCAGAUGCUGUUAGAUUGGUCGUCAGGUUCUGUCGAUAAGCUCAAGGCGGAAAUCAGACAAGGGGAGUAUAAAGAUCACGUCGCCAAUGUGGACCACCCUGUGCCAGGUAUGUGUGAUGCGCCGAAGGAGUCGCCACUUGGAGAUUCAAUUGGCGUGCCUAAAUGCGGAGCACCGCUUUCAAAAGUUGAAUAUAAGGAGGAGUGGACUUGGCCCACUCUCGAGCGUCCGUCUUUGGCUAUCAAUGAGCAGACGAGGAGACAUCCGAUAACCCGCGCUAUGUUCAGGCAUAUGAAAGGAACUCUAGGUCCUGAGGAUGAAAUCAGUUGGUCGGCAUAUCCUGUUGAUCCAGGCGAUUCUCGCAAGGCCUCAGUUGAGUCUCCUUUUCUUACUCCAACUUGUAUUCCACAUGAUGUCCCCGGUCUCCAUGGCGCCCUUCCAAUUGGUUCGGCUCAAAACGGUCCACAAGCACCUAUGGGCCACCACAGAAUAUCAGAAUUUGGAACAGCACCUAUUCUUACAUACAACAGAUCCCUUGAUGGUAAGUAA